AUGACAUCAACUGAGAUUGCACCGCAGUUCGACUGGCCUUUCCCCAAAGUUCGCGGCAUUGCGAUCAUUCUCAAGGAUGACUCGCUUUCAUUUCUGAGAUAUUUCAUUUUCUAUGAGAAGUUCCUAAACUCAACCCAGAAGAGGCACUUGAGACCUCAAGAGAAACAUGACUUUACUAUGGCAUAUAACGAAUCAAGACUUCGCGUAAAACGCGUGGUUCGGAGCUAUGGACAGUAUCCCAAGCCAACCACACUAAGUCCGCCAACUUCACCAACUUCGGAGGCCCGAUUCCCAGCCCUUCUCCGCCUUCUCAGAGAGUUGCGCGACAUGAUCUAUGAGUACUCAGACACGGGUCCUCUACAAAAUAGGCUCUGGGUUAACCUCAGUUACAUCUAUAGCGAGCUUCACUGGAAAAGGGUGGGAACAAUACGAAACGAAGUCAUGGACACAUUCUUUGCCAAGAGCGACUUCCAAUUUGAGCCGUCAACCUGGUUCUCCCUAGCCAACCUUAACAACCCAAUAUGA
Colletotrichum lupini is the source of this 525-nucleotide messenger RNA. RefSeq lists its product as uncharacterized. The coding region runs from base 1 to 525 and encodes 174 amino acids. The record is from RefSeq and is a predicted model, not a curated record. The transcript is spliced from 7 exons. NCBI's taxonomy places the organism in Eukaryota, Fungi, Ascomycota, Sordariomycetes, Glomerellales, Glomerellaceae.